Molecule: messenger RNA, 2139 nt
Organism: Pseudopipra pipra
Lineage: Eukaryota; Metazoa; Chordata; Aves; Passeriformes; Pipridae
Product: E3 ubiquitin-protein ligase RNF144B-like
Exons: 4
Coding region: 1397-2029 (210 amino acids)
Biological process (GO): positive regulation of proteasomal ubiquitin-dependent protein catabolic process; ubiquitin-dependent protein catabolic process; protein polyubiquitination
Cellular component (GO): cytoplasm; ubiquitin ligase complex; mitochondrial membrane
Molecular function (GO): ubiquitin conjugating enzyme binding; ubiquitin protein ligase activity; zinc ion binding
Source: RefSeq, a predicted model, not a curated record
GGAGAAUAUUACUGUUGUCACCUACAGCUCAAAAUUUUGGUCAUGCAUAUACAUUUUUUCCCCCACUGGUUUGUUCGGAAUAAAUUCAGCACUGAUAUUCAGCUCAGUUAGGACAGUACUUCUAAAAAGUAUGUAAAAAUGACAAAUUAUUUAUUUGACCAUGCUUCUCUUCUCCCCACAAAUGAAGCUGCAAGCUAAUUUGUUCUGUCUUUCAUUCAGUGGAAAUCAAAAUCCUUGUUUGUUUUUGGAGGCAAAGGAAACAUGGGCAAAAGAAUAAGAGGAAUCAAUGCAACUAAAUUCAUGAAAUGGUUGAAGGUAGGUGGUACAGCUGUUUUGCUGGCACUGCCUAAAUUAUAGGUAACAACUUUUGGCAUGGAUAUAGAAAUUCUCCUCAUCUGUUGGAGCACUCUGGCACAGACUCAGAAAUGACCUGAAGUCAGAGCAUUGAGUACCUGUGUGUCCUGCAGUCAGCAGAGAAGAUGAUCAUCCUUCUGUGGUUCCAGCCAAAUUUUCCAGAGAACAUGUAUGUGAGGCUCUUGUGCAGCCUUUUAUUUCAGGAGGGACAACAUUUUGUCUGCUGGAGGUACAUUGUAAUGGCUUUUGCCAUCUCACAGUCAGGGUUUCCACCUGCUUCUGAGACAUGCCCUCCACCUAAUUAUUCGCAGUGGUGGUACCAGAGAACUCCCAGGGGAGGAUGAGAGACGGGUAGCUCCUGCAGGCACAACAGGUCUUUUCUAGGGAGGCUCUGCAGGGUGUGAGUGUUCAGCUGCAUCUCACGGACUUGAGCAGCAACUGAACAACAGUGAACGUGUUUCCGCUGGGUCUUUUGUUGCAAGUCCAAAUUUCUUGAAUAAAGCUGAGGAAGGGAGAGAGAGACUCAACAAUUAUCAUUUGCUGCCAUGUGGUGAUGACUGUAACUCAGUGCCUCCCCCCCAAAUCUUGACUAUUGUUCUAAGCUCACUAGCAGACAAAGAGUGAUGACAUCAUACAGUGAAUAUUAAUUGGAGUUUGCAGAUAGAGGGGAGUAAAUAGGGCAUGGAAAGCGACUGGAAAUUAAUUGAAUGACAGUCCUUCUGCUGUUGACACAGCAGUUACUACAUGGCUUGUACAUACGAAAGACUCGGAAUAGCCUAGUGUUACAAAAGGCACGUGCUUGUCAGCAAGCAGCACUUAGGUUCGUAUUUUGGACCUCCCUCUAAAAAGGCAAAGAAUAUGCUCUGUGUAGUGUAUUUCUAUUCUUGUGCUGCUUUUAGUGCAGCUGCCUUAGCAGAGUGCAACUGCAGACCUGCCUAAGGAAGAGUAGGCUCAAAUCCCUGUGGGCGUGGGCGUGGAGCGCUUUGGCUUCCACACCCGCUUGUAGAAUUGGGUCUUGUAUGCCUAGGCACAUGUCACUGGAAUGAAAAGGAGGCUGUAUAAACAGUUUUGUUUCUCUCUGUGUUGCCUUUCAGAAGUGCACUUGGACCCCCAGAGAACAUGGUGCCCCACAGCUGACUGCCAAACCGUGUGCCACAUUGCAGCAAGCGAGCCCAGAGCACCGGUGCCGGUGGAGUGCCCGGCUUGCCACCUGACAUUCUGCUCCUCUUGCAAGGAGGCCUGGCACCUGCAGCACCUGUGCCAGGAAAACCAACCUACUCCAGUCCCAACCGAGCAGGGAUCCCUUAUUGGAACAGAGACAGAGGCACCAAUUAAGCAGUGCCCAGUUUGUCGGAUCUAUAUUGAGCGAAACGAGGGCUGUGCUCAGAUGAUGUGCAAGAACUGCAAGCACACGUUUUGCUGGUACUGUCUACAGAAUUUGGAUAACGAUAUCUUCUUACGCCAUUACGACAGAGGCCCUUGCAGAAACAAGCUCGGCCACUCGCGGGCUUCAGUGAUGUGGAACAGAACUCAGGUUGUGGGGAUCCUCGUUGGACUCGGUAUCAUAGCACUGGUGACCUCUCCCUUGCUGCUCGUGGCAUCUCCGUGCAUCAUCUGCUGCAUUUGCAAAUCUUGCCGGAGCAAAAAGAAAAACCACAGCCCACCAACAACCUAAAACUCUGUGUCUGUUUGAGUCUGCACCCAUACAGCAUAUGUAUGUGAGAAAGCACAUUGGUUGUAUUUUGGUGCCACACCUACCAAAAAAUGCUCCUUUUUGUCUGCCAA